This is a messenger RNA of Alternaria alternata, 525 nucleotides long. Its product is annotated as ankyrin. Gene Ontology annotation, molecular function: protein binding. The record is from RefSeq and is a predicted model, not a curated record. NCBI's taxonomy places the organism in Eukaryota, Fungi, Ascomycota, Dothideomycetes, Pleosporales, Pleosporaceae. Bases 1 to 525 code for a protein of 174 amino acids. The transcript has a single exon.
AUGCAGAGUCUUCCAUUAGUGAAGCUUUUGUUAGAACAUGGAGCGGAGGUGGAUUACAAACGCAAUAUGGGAGUCUUUCGUACGCCAUUGCAAAGAGCCGCCGAAAUGGGUUGCUUCGAUAUUGUUCAAUGCCUCAUCGAGCAGAGUGCAAUUAUCGAUACAAUUCCUAUCCACUCUGGUGGUACUGCUUUGCAAUUAGCUGCGCUGAAAGGAUUCUGCGGUAUUGCUGCAUUUCUGCUUGAGCGUGGAGCCGACCCAAAUCACCCACCUGCCAAGGGGGAUGGACGAACUGCCUUUGAAGCAGCAGCGGAGUGGGGUCAUGUUGAUACGAUGUCGCUUUUGAUGCAGUACAAUGCCAACCUCGAUCUGGAAGUUGGAGAGCCUCCUGAAAGUCAGCAUGAACGGGCUAAACGGUUUGCGGAGAAGAAUGGCUUCAUGGCGUCGAAACGAUUCGUGGAACACCUCUACAGGCAGGCAUUGGGACAAGAAAAUUGGGAUAUUGGGAUGGCUUUAGAUUGGAUGUGA